GUGUGGAACGAGGCCAGCUUACCAUCCACCUUUGGGAAGAAUUGUGGGUGGGAACGAUGCCUCCCCAGGUUGGUGGCCCUGGAUUGUUAGUCUUGAAGGAGGACCCGGUCAGAAACAUUUCUGUGGAGGAGCUAUCAUAAAUGAAGAAUGGAUCCUAACUGCUGCACAUUGUCUUGGAGGGAGAAAUACAGGUUAUCCCGAGGAGUGGACCAUUAGAGCGGGUCAACCGAGAAAAGAAACAUUCGGUGCUCAUCUUCAGAUAAGAGGCGCUAAUGCAACAUACUUCCAUCCAGAGUUUGAUAAAUCUGUCUUCAACAAUGAUGUUGGACUGAUCCAUUUAGAUGCACCAUUUGUGUUUAACGAUUACGUGAGGCCUGUGUGUCUGCCACAAGAGGGCGCUGACCUUGAAGAGGGCACGAUGUGCACAUCGGCAGGCUUUGGCUGGAGGACAGAAGAUGCGGGUGACUAUGAGAGGGUGCUACAGCAAAUACAGCUGCCAGUUGUGAGUGAGGCACACUGCAAGCAGAUGCUAGAACCCU
Owenia fusiformis is the source of this 539-nucleotide messenger RNA. The record is from the annotation of a GenBank genome assembly. NCBI's taxonomy places the organism in Eukaryota, Metazoa, Annelida, Polychaeta, Sabellida, Oweniidae.